Molecule: messenger RNA, 1318 nt
Organism: Elgaria multicarinata webbii
Lineage: Eukaryota; Metazoa; Chordata; Lepidosauria; Squamata; Anguidae
Gene: HADH
Product: hydroxyacyl-CoA dehydrogenase
Exons: 8
Coding region: 55-984 (309 amino acids)
Biological process (GO): fatty acid beta-oxidation
Cellular component (GO): mitochondrion
Molecular function (GO): NAD+ binding; (3S)-3-hydroxyacyl-CoA dehydrogenase (NAD+) activity
Source: RefSeq, a predicted model, not a curated record
CCCUCGCUCAGCGGCCCGCCUUCUACGCGUCGCCCCGGCACAGAGCCUUUCGCCAUGGCCUUCGCCACUCGCCCCUUCGUGCGCUUCGCGUCCGCGGCAGCCGCCAAGAAGACGGUGGUGAAACACGUGACGGUGAUCGGGGGCGGCCUCAUGGGCGCUGGCAUCGCCCAGAUUGCUGCAGCAACUGGCCACACUGUGAUAUUAGUGGACCAGUCAGAUGAAAUAUUAAAUAAAUCCAAGAAAGGCAUUGAGGAGAGCCUGAAAAAAUUGACAAAGAAAAAGUUUGCAGACAAACCUGAGGCUGGGGCAGAAUUCAUUGAAAAGACCUUAAAGAACUUGACCACAAGCACAGAUCCAGUCUCCGUCGUGCACAGUACUGACCUUGUAGUGGAGGCCAUUGUGGAAAACAUGGCAGCAAAAAACGAACUCUUCAAGACACUGGAUAAGUUUGCACCAGAGCAUACAAUAUUUGCUAGCAACACUUCAUCCUUGUCAAUCACAGAAAUUGCCAAUGCUACCACCAGGCAGGACCGGUUCGGUGGCCUGCAUUUCUUUAAUCCAGUGCCUCUGAUGAAACUGGUGGAGGUUGUCAAGACACCGAUGACCAGCGAGAAGACUUUCGAGUCACUCAUGGAUUUCAGCAGAGUUCUAGGAAAGAGUCCAGUGUCCUGCAAGGACACUCCCGGGUUUGUUGUCAACCGGCUUCUUGUACCUUACCUGGCGGAAGCAGUUCGGCUUUUUGAGAGGGGGGAUGCAUCAAAGGAAGAUAUUGACAUUGCCAUGAAGCUGGGGGCAGGCUAUCCCAUGGGUCCGUUUGAACUCUUGGACUAUGUUGGCUUGGAUACCACUAAAUAUAUUAUAGAUGGGUGGCAUUCAUUAGAGCCAGACAACCCUCUCUUUGCUCCUAGCCCAAUGUUGGAUCAACUGGUCAAGGAGAAGAAACUGGGAAAGAAGACUGGGGAAGGAUUUUACAAACACAAAUGAACUUCGCAGUGUGCCAUGUUAUUCCUGCCUGCGUAAGGAUAACUCCCAUGCCACUUGCUGUUUCCAUACCUUACUGGGAGUGCUGCUUAAUCAGGGCCUUAAAAACCAGUCAGCACUGUACAUUUUGAUCGUAAUGUCUCUAGGGCAAUUAUUUUCCCUAGCAAAUGACUUGUUCCCAUGAGAACUGCAAUUCUGAGAGCUUUACACACUCACGUGCCUUUUUUCAGGUUCAAGACACUGUCUCAAGGAUGAAAUGGGGUUUGAGUUCCUGGGUUUGUAAAAGCCUGUUAAAACUGUCAGACAUUUUAAUUCAAAUAAAGUAAUCCCAAUAUCA